Molecule: messenger RNA, 8103 nt
Organism: Leptidea sinapis
Lineage: Eukaryota; Metazoa; Arthropoda; Insecta; Lepidoptera; Pieridae
Product: muscle calcium channel subunit alpha-1-like
Exons: 48
Coding region: 362-5872 (1836 amino acids)
Biological process (GO): calcium ion import across plasma membrane
Cellular component (GO): voltage-gated calcium channel complex; membrane
Molecular function (GO): high voltage-gated calcium channel activity
Source: RefSeq, a predicted model, not a curated record
AUAUUCGAAUUUCGAGCUUCGGUGUAACGGACGCGCGCGGAGCUUUUAUUUUUAAAAAUAAAACAUUUUCGGCAAGCAUUCCAUGUAGUUGAUACUUUUUGGUUAAUGAAUAAUUAAUAAAAAUUCAAAUUUCGAAUUUAAAAUGUUGUUAUAGAGUAAUGCAAGGAUAUGUUUAAAAAUAGUGUUUCACGAAAAUCAGGUGCAGAGCUAAAGCUCUGUGUAUUUCGGUGACAUAUCGCUGGCCUCGGCUCGGACAUAGUUUUGGCGGGAUUCGUGUUUUUUUUUUAUUGUGUCGUUUUAAGUGAUAAAGUGAUAAAGGUGAUUCCAUUUAGCUUUGGAUUUUUUUUAGAAAUCGGUACUCAUGGAAACUCAAACACAAGAACCAACUACUCCAGAUCCUCUAGCCCCUGACACUGGGCAGGCAGCAGCAGCUCCACGAAAGCAACCUCGACCUCGCGGCAAACAACAGCCUGAGAGACCAAAGAUCAGUUUGUUUUGUUUAGGCCUCAAAAAUCCAAUAAGGAAACUAUGCUAUGAUAUUGUGGAGUGGAAACCAUUUGAGUAUAUGAUCCUCACCACGAUAUUCGCCAACUGUAUUGCGCUGGCUGUCUUCACACCAUAUCCGUCAGGAGAUACGAAUAAUACUAAUCAGAUUUUGGAAAAAGUAGAAUGGGUAUUCAUGGGAAUAUUUACGGGGGAAUGUGUGAUGAAAAUUAUCGCUUACGGGUUCCUGAUGCACCCCGGAGCAUACUUGAGGAACGCCUGGAACAGUUUGGACUUUACGAUAGUAACUAUAGGCGUAGCGAGUCAGUUACUUCAGUUCAUCUCAAAAGAUCUAUUUGACGUUAAAGCAUUGAGGGCCUUCAGAGUUCUUCGACCUCUAAGGCUGGUAUCUGGAGUACCCAGUCUUCAGAUAGUGCUAAACUCAAUAUUAAAAGCGAUGAUACCAUUAUUCCAUAUUGCGUUUCUGGUACUCUUCGUUAUCAUCAUCUACGCUAUUAUCGGACUUGAGCUGUUCUCCGGCUCACUUCACGAUACCUGCUUCGACAAUGCCACAGGUUUAAUGGUGGAUGACCCUACCCCUUGUUCUCGCGAGGCUGACGUAGGGAACCAAUGCGAAGAGGGACAAAUUUGCAAGCCGUACUGGGAAGGACCCAACUAUGGUAUCACCAACUUUGACAACAUCGGGUACUCAAUGCUGACUGUGUUCCAGUGCAUAACCCUGGAAGGAUGGACAGAUAUUAUGUACGCGAUAGCUGAUGUAAAAGGCAACACUUGGGUGUGGAUUUAUUUUGUAACACUCGUUAUAUUUGGCAAUUUCUUCGUCAUGAACCUGAUUCUUGGUGUGUUGUCUGGUGAAUUCUCAAAAGAAAGAGAAAAGGCAAAGAAUCGCGGUGACUUUCAAAAGUCACGAGAGAGACAGCAGUUUGAAGAAGACCUGAAGGGUUAUCUGAAUUGGAUUACAGUGGCUGAGGAGUUGGACCUCGAGAAUGACCCAGGCCAAAAACAGGAUCAAGAUUCUCAGGGCAAUAAAAAGGAAAGAAAGAACAAUGACGGUUCGGAGGUCAAUUUGGAUGCAAAUGGCGAGCCACAAAAGACUACAACAUGUAAAAUUUAUUGCAAACGAUUUGACAAAAUAAACCGGCGCAUGCGCAGAGCGUGUCGGAAAUCCGUCAAGUCCCAGACGUUCUACUGGGCCAUUAUAGUACUUGUAUUUUUGAACACAAUGGUACUAGCCACGGAACAUUAUCAACAACCGCCCUGGCUGGAUCACUUCCAGAAUUACGCCAACUAUCUGUUCGUGGUUCUGUUUACAAUGGAGAUGCUGGUAAAGAUGUAUGCGCUGGGCAUCCAGGGGUACUUCGUGUCGCUUUUCAACAGGUUCGACUGCUUCGUGAUGGUCUGUUCCAUCUUAGAGCUUGCCCUCACCAUAUCAGGCACCAUCCCACAGCUGGGCAUAUCCGUGUUGCGUUGCGUGCGCUUGUUGAGGGUAUUCAAAGUUACUAAGUAUUGGCGUUCACUCUCAAACUUGGUAGCUUCUCUCCUCAACUCCAUCCAGUCAAUAUUCUCUCUCCUACUGCUGCUUUUCCUCUUCAUCAUGAUAUUCGCGUUGUUGGGUAUGCAGGUGUUUGGAGGAAGGUUUGACUACGCGCCAGAAGAACAAAAGGAGAGACAUAACUUUGACUCUUUUUGGCAGGCUGUACUGACAAUGUUUCAGAUACUGACAGGAGAGGAUUGGAACGUGGUGAUGUAUCACGGCAUUAACGCUUAUGGCGGCGUAGGCUCACCCGGCAUGCUUGCUUCCAUAUAUUUUAUCAUUAUCUUUAUCUGUGGUAACUAUAUUCUUCUCAACGUGUUCUUGGCUAUUGCCGUCGAUAAUUUGGGUGAUGCUGAAGAUAUGGAUGAGGAGAUUGUUAAAGAAAAAGAAGGUGCAGACAACCCGGAUGCGGGUAAUCCUCAGCUAGAUGAAGGGAGAGCUGAAACAGAUGAUGAAUACGCAAACGACGAAGAAGGCUACUCUAGUGAUGGCAAAAAACGUAGAAAGUACAAGAGAGUUGCAAGGUCUGAGAAUGAAUAUGAAGAAACUGGAUCAGAAGAAGAAAUUGAAGAGCAGAUAGAAGAAGACAUUAACGCAACGAGUGCUCUGGUUACCGCUGAGAAGAAACAAAAUGGAGACAUAACCAAGGAAGAGCCACCCGAACCUCCAAAAAUGACUAUAUCAGCUCGGCCGAGAAGACUGUCUGAAGUGGAAAUCAAAACCCAGGAAAAGCCAAUCCCUGAGGGGACCAGCUUCUUUAUAUUCUCCAAAGAUAACUGGUUUCGAGUGUCUUGUUAUAAGGUUCAGAACAACUCGUGGUUCCGAAAUCUGAUACUUUUAUGUAUUUUGGCAUCAUCUCUAAUGUUGGCAAUGGAAGAUCCUGUCGGAGGAAAAGGUAGCGAAGUUAAGUCUGAGAUUCUGCGUAAGAUCGACUAUUUCUUCACGACGGUGUUUACAAUCGAGUUAAUGUUGAAGUUGAUCACGUACGGCUUUGUUCUUCACAAGGACGCCUUUUGCAGAUCAGCGUUCAAUCUGCUGGACCUUCUUGUUGUCAUCGUGUCUUUGAUAUCUCUGUCAUCAUCAUCAAAUAACGUUUCAUUUAUAAAGAUUUUGAGAGUAUUUCGAGUUCUACGUCCUCUGCGUGCCAUAAACAGGGCUAAAGGACUAAAGUACGUGGUCAAGUGUGUGUUUGCUUCGAUUAAAUCAAUUGGGAACAUUCUGUUGAUAAAUCACAUGUUGCAAUUUAUGUUUGCAGUGUUGGGUAUACAGUUGUUCAAGGGUAAAUUCUUUAGCUGUACAGACAUUACCAAAGUAACGUCGGACGAAUGUCGGGGUUCCUAUUUGGUCUAUGAAAAUAACAAGCCCCAGAUUAAAGAUAGAGUUUGGCAGAAAAAUAAGUUUAACUUCGACAACGUACUUAAUGGAAUGCUUACACUUUUCACAGUCUCCACUUUUGAAGGUUGGCCUGACUUGCUGUCAAAGUCUAUGGAUUCAAAUGACGAAGACCACGGUCCCAUAGAGAACUCAAGACCACUUGUAGCUUUCUUCUAUAUAAGUUAUAUCAUUGUGAUAGCAUUCUUUAUGGUGAACAUAUUCGUUGGUUUCGUCAUAGUAACAUUCCAGAAGGAAGGUGAACAGGAAUUCAAGGACUGUGAGCUUGAUAAGAAUCAACGGAAUUGUAUCGAGUUCGCGCUCAAAGCUAAACCAGUUAGAAGAUAUAUACCAAAGCAUCGCAUCCAGUAUAAGACAUGGUGGUUCGUGACGUCAGAGCGUUUUGAGUUCGUCAUCUUCUUCUUCAUCGUUCUUAACACUGUGGCCUUAAUGAUGAAAUACCACAAUGCCGAGCCAAUAUAUAAAAAGGUCCUGGAUUAUCUAAACAUGAUGUUGACAACUGUGUUUAUGCUGGAGUUUGUGUUUAAAUUAGCUGCUUUUAGAUUUAAGAAUUACUUCGGAGAUGCAUGGAAUACUACUGACUUUAUAUUAGUAGUGGGUAGUAUAAUAGAUAUCGUAGUAACACAGGUGAAUGAAAAUAAACUACCGACUGAGCUUCUAGGAGCAACCACAAAGAGCAAGGAGGGCACACUCCUAAAAUACAUAACAUUCUUCCGGUUGUUCCGAGCUAUGAGGCUGAUAAAGUUGCUGUCGAGAGGAGAGAGAAUCCGUACGUUAUUGUGGACCUUCAUCAAGUCAUUCCAGGCAUUGCCAUACGUUGCUUUGCUGAUCGUGCUGCUGUUCUUUAUAUACGCUGUGGUGGGGAUGCAGUUAUUCGGCAAGAUCGAACUGGAUGAUGAUAUAAUAACGAGGAACAACAACUUCCAAACGUUUGGUGGAGCUCUGAUGGUUCUGUUCAGAUCUGCUACAGGCGAGGCGUGGCAAGAGAUAAUGAUGGCUUUAUCACCGAACGAUGAUGAGCACCCUGGUGAAGCAGUGACCUGCAUCAAGCCAGAGGGUGACAACUCCACCCUGAUAGAGGAGUGUGGUACCAGACUGGCUUUCCCCUACUUUAUAUCGUUUUCUUUAUUGUGUACUUUCUUGAUCAUCAACUUAUUCGUGGCUGUAAUAAUGGAUAACUUCGAUUAUCUCACAAGAGACUGGUCCAUUCUUGGACCGCACCAUCUCGACGAGUUCGUCAGGCUGUGGAGUGAAUAUGAUCCGGACGCGAAAGGCAGAAUAAAGCAUUUGGACGUCGUGACACUGCUGAGGAAGAUAAGUCCUCCCCUGGGUUUUGGCAAACUAUGCCCCCAUCGGACUGCUUGCAAGCGACUGGUCUCAAUGAACAUGCCGCUCAACUCUGACGGCACAGUCAAUUUCAACGCGACUCUCUUUGCUGUUGUCAGAACACAACUCCAGAUCAAAACUUCAGGUGUAAUAGACGAAUGCAAUACUGAGCUCAGAGCCAUCAUCAAGAAGGUCUGGAAGAGGACCUCGCCUAAACUCUUGGACCAAGUCGUCCCCCCACCAGGGGAUCCUAACGAGAUCACAGUUGGAAAGUUUUACGCUACUUUCCUAAUACAGGACUAUUUUAGACGAUUCAGAAAAAGAAAGGAACAGGCUGCCGCAAAGAACAAUCAGACGACGUUACAGGCUGGUCUGAGGACUCUACAUGAGGCUGGGCCAGUGCUGAAGAGAGCUAUCUCCGGUAACCUGGAUGAAGUGGUGAUAGAAGCUGUUGAGCCUAUGCACAGGAGAAAUCACACUCUAUUUGGUGCAGUCUGGACUAGUAUCAAAAAAGGUGGUGGCAGUCUUUAUACGCCACGCAAGCCGUCAAAAACGUCUAUGGUCAAAUCUAUGUCUGCUAAUGGUGAUAAGAGUAUGUCCCUUAGUUUAAUGAUGCAACGUGAACUUGGCAUGGACGGAAAAAUACCAGAAGAUGAGAGUAAAUACGAUGAUAAUACAAGUGAGGGUGAAGAGGAGAUCGCAAUGCAACCACUUUUGCACGGAAAGGACUCUGAGAAAAUUUUCAGAGUUAUCGAACAAACAUCAAACGAUUUAAUGCAGAAAAUGAGAAACAAUUAUCGUGACAUCACGCCCAAACCGAACAACAAGCCUUAUUGUGUGGAGAAACCAGCCGAGACUCUUAUUGCUCGAGUUCUGAGAGAGCAGGGACUGGGCAAGUAUUGUGACGCAGACUUCCUGCAGAGCACCUCCAGAGAGAUGCAGGAGGCGCUAGACCUCACACAAGAGGAAAUGGACACCGCUGCUAAUCAAAUUAUCUUGCAAGAAAGAAAAAUGGAUAAACCGCAAAAUAAUUACGGUGAUAUGGAAAGCAUACUAUCGCGGCAGUAUCAUCCGUUUCACCAACCCCCAGCGCAACCUCCGCCAAGGAAGACAUAGUCCAAAAUCGUUACAGCUGGGUUUCGUUUCACCCACACGGGUUGACAACCGCGUGGGUUUUUUUUGGGUUGAUCCCUUCGGCUUAGCUUUGAGAGCUUCAGGGUUUUUGGGUGUGCCGGAGUUGUUUUUUGGCAUUUUUGUAGUUUUGAUAGCAUGUAAAGUAUAUUUGUUUUAAAAAUAUAUUUUUAUAUUUAGAAUGAUUAUAAGAUUUUUGAUUAUAAUUAUUGUUUGUGAAUCUAUUUAUUAUUGCUUUUUAAUAUGUAUCGUUAGGGCCUGUAUGUAUAAAUGUUUGAAUGGAACAAUGGCGUUGUGCCUUAUUUAUUGAAAGAGUGAAAUUUUAUCAUACAACUUAUAUGUUAUACUUUUUCUGUGCCAAGUUGAAAAUUGGAGUUGUUAAAUGUUUAAAAUAUAAUCUUUAUACAUAAAAGAUAUACGAUUCCUAUACAUGCUUAGAGUAAAGGUAAUAUAGAAAUUUUUGUAACAGCUUUUUAGUAGUAGAAUAAAAUUAGGAGAUUUUUUGACAAAAAAUUGAACGCAAUGUUAUUACAGUGAUUAUUCGGAUAUCAAAUUUACGUACGUAUUUGAGUACGUUUUGAUUCUAAGUUGUGAAUACUCCCUGUAAAUCUGUGUCGCUAACAAGGCUCAAGCCUCACUGGGAAAGAAAAUACACUUACCACGAUUAAGUUUAUGACACUAAACUUGUCCCAUUUCCCGCAAGAAAGAAACUAUCAAUCUAUUUAUGGCUCAAAAACCGUGCAACAAAUAGGGAUUCCAUGUUAAUAAAAGGGACACACAUAUAAGACGAAGACUAAGAAUAUACAUGAGCAUAGACGGUGUGACAGCCCGAUAAUAUGUUUAAUAAUCAAAAUACUAUGGAAUUAAGCGCUUAUUAUACUUCACUAUGAAUUCAUUCGUUACUGAAUAUUGACAAUUGGUUUUAAUUAUAAAUUAAUUUAGGAAAUCCUCAUCUAUCAUCAAUUUUAGGCAAUCAUCCUAAAUUCAAAAAUAUGGAUGGUUUCUGACUGACUAAAUCAUUUAAAAGCCUAAUAAGAAAGGAAUUUAGGAAGGUGUAAUCCCAUUAAGUUACUAAUUUCAUUCGCUCAUGGCUCUUCUUGCCUGGAGGACGUAUAUAUUUGUUGUGUUCCCGAAUAAUUGUAAUAGGCGAACAAGUUUCAGGGAUAAUUUUUGUCAACGGGGGUUGGGAUAUAAAAGAACUAAAUUAUUAAUGUUGAUAUGAAUUUCCUAUUUAAAUUGAGCGAACGCUAGCCGUUCGCUCAAUUUAGUAAAGGCUAUUUAGUAAUUGGCUAGGUAAAAGGCAAUUUUUGGUGUCUGGCGGCUCUUUCUACUGCAGUGAGAGUCAUUGGCCAUCGCGCUCGUACACUCGAUAUAAAAUCGCCCAGCCACAAAACUCUCGGAACUAUACUCGAAUACAACGACCUGGCCACGACACAGUCGUCAUAGCGACUAUUCGCGCGGUGCGAACCGUGAAGCGUCUAGAAUAAAUGUGCGAACGGGGAAACAUCUAGCCACUAGAGUAAAUGUAUCUAAAUGUACUCAUGUAUGCCUUUGUAACCAUAUAAUGUCAGUAUCAAGACACGCGCUGCAGUGAACGGUGAAGUGACCGGCGAAAUUUACCGAGUGAACCGCGCGGACAACUGAUAGCGCGGCGGAUGGGGGCGGUUUGUCCUUUGCACGGCACAUGCCCGUGGCCAGGUCGUAACAACAAGCUGUGUUUCAAGUUUUGACUCUUCUUGUUCAUCACUGGCAAUAUUGCUUGUGAUGAACAAGAAGAGUCACAGUAUUCAAAUAUUUUACUGGGAAUAAAUAUGAUUAAAAUCACAUUCACCAAUGUUUAACUCACAAAAUUCACGUUCUACUUCGUAGAGUAAAAUGAAAAGUUAAAACUAAACAUCGGUAGGAGCUCCUAGUGCUCGUAAAUUUGCCACGUUGUAGCUUUGAUGUACUCAGUGUCCACUAAUUUGGUAUAUCUUCAUAAUUGAAUUGAAUAAUUUUAUACUCUUGUAGUAAACAUGAUUGAUGACCAUCGCAAAGCGAUUUUGAUUAAACCCAAUAUAUUUUUAAUAUACGAAUGUAAAUUAAAAACGUACAGUUUAAUAUUAUAUAAGUUUAUAUCAUACCAAUUGCAAAAUGCUUCUAUUUAUUGAGUGUUGUGUAAUUUUUAAAUUUGUAUGAACUAUAUUUAUACAUAAUAAAUUUGUUAUAAUGUUUAA